GGUGACUAUUACAUGGUUAAGAAACUCUUAGAGGAAAACAGCUCUGGCAAAAUGAACAUAAACUGUGUGGAUGUGCUUGGACGAAAUGCUGUUACCAUAACCAUUGAAAAUGAAAACUUGGACAUACUACAGCUGCUUUUGGAUUAUGGCUGCCAGUCGUCGGAUGCACUUUUGGUGGCUAUUGACUCAGAAGUGGUGGGAGCUGUUGACAUUCUGCUUAAUCACCGACCAAAAAGAUCCUCCAGACCCACUAUUGUGAAACUAAUGGAGCGCAUUCAGAACCCAGAGUACUCGACCACCAUGGACGUGGCACCUGUCAUUUUAGCUGCUCAUCGUAACAACUAUGAAAUUCUCACCAUGCUUUUAAAGCAAGAUAUAUCCUUGCCCAAGCCUCAUGCUGUUGGCUGUGAGUGCACCCUGUGUACUGCAAAGAACAAAAAAGAUAGCCUGCGACAUUCCAGGUUCCGCCUUGACAUCUACCGCUGCUUGGCCAGUCCUGCUCUGAUCAUGCUGACAGAGGAAGACCCAAUCCUGAGAGCCUUUGAACUGAGUGCAGACUUGAAAGAACUGAGCCUUGUCGAGGUUGAGUUCAGAAAUGAUUAUGAGGAGCUAGCUCAACAGUGCAAAACCUUUGCUAAAGAUCUGCUUGCGCAGGCACGGAACUCCCGGGAGCUGGAAGUCAUUCUGAACCACACGUCCAGCGACGAGCACGUAGACAAGAGAGGGCUGCUGGAGGAGAGGAUGAACUUAAGUCGCUUGAAACUUGCCAUCAAAUAUAAUCAAAAAGAGUUUGUUGCCCAGUCUAACUGCCAGCAGUUCCUAAACACUGUGUGGUUUGGACAGAUGGCAGGCUAUCGACGCAAGCACACAUGCAAGAAAAUUUUGACUGUUUUGAUGGUUGGCGUUUUCUGGCCAGUUCUGUCCCUGUGUUACUUGUUAGCCCCUAAAUCUCGAGUAGGUCGAAUAAUUCAUACUCCUUUUAUGAAGUUUAUUAUUCAUGGGGCUUCAUAUUUCACAUUUCUGUUGUUACUUAAUUUGUAUUCCCUUGUCUACAAUGAGAAUAAGAAGAAUACAAUGGGACCAGCCCUUGAGAGGAUAGAUUAUCUUCUGAUAAUAUGGCUAAUAGGAAUGGUGUGGUCAGAUGUUAAAAGACUGUGGUAUGAUGGUUUAGAAGACUUUUUAGAAGAAUCCCGUAAUCAGCUUAGUUUUGUCAUGAAUUCCCUGUAUUUGGCAACUUUUGCUCUCAAAGUAGUUGCCCAUAACAAGUUCCAUGACUAUGCUGAGAGGAAGGACUGGGACGCCUUCCAUCCCACCCUAGUGGCAGAAGGUCUUUUUGCUUUUGCCAACGUUCUUAGUUACCUGCGUCUCUUCUUCAUGUAUACAACCAGCUCUAUUCUGGGACCACUCCAGAUUUCAAUGGGGCAGAUGCUACAAGAUUUUGGAAAAUUUCUGGGCAUGUUUCUUCUUGUGUUGUUCUCAUUCACAAUUGGACUGACACAACUUUAUGAUAAAGGAUUUACUGUAAAUGAAGAGAAGGACUGUGCGGGUAUUUUCUGUGAGCAGCAGAGCAAUGACACAUUCCAUUCGUUUAUUGGCACAUGCUUUGCUCUGUUCUGGUAUAUAUUCUCCCUGGCACACGUAGCAAUCUUUGUCACACGUUUUAGCUAUGGGGAAGAAUUACAGUCUUUUGUGGGUGCUGUUAUUGUUGGUACCUACAAUGUGGUUGUUGUGAUAGUAUUAACAAAGCUCCUGGUGGCAAUGCUCCAUAAAAGUUUUCAGCUGAUAGCAAAUCAUGAAGAUAAGGAAUGGAAGUUUGCUCGUGCCAAGCUUUGGCUUAGCUACUUUGAUGACAAAUGCACACUACCUCCACCUUUCAAUGUUAUUCCCUCCCCCAAGACCAUGUGUUACCUUCUGAACAGUCUCAGUAAAUGGAUCUGCUCUCAUACAUCCAGUGGCAAAGUGAAACGUCAAAACAGCCUAAAGGAAUGGAGAAAUCUGAAGCAAAAGAGAGAUGAGAAUUAUCAGAAGGUGAUGUGCUGCUUGGUCCACCGUUACUUGACUUCCAUGAGACAGAAGAUGCAAAGCACAGACCAGGCAACUGUGGAAAACCUGAACGAGCUGCGGCAAGACUUGUCCAAAUUCCGAAAUGAAAUGAGAGACCUGCUCGGCUUCAGAACUUCUAAGUAUGCCAUGUUUUAUCCAAGAAACUAGGGCCUGACUUUUAACUGAGAAGUGUGUACUUUUAGAUACCUAUAGGUGAAAGUAUUGACGUCGUUCUAUUGCCAGGCUGAAUUAAAAAAAGAUUAUUGCACAAUAACACAUUUGAAAACGCUUUUGCAUGAGUUGCAGCU
Messenger RNA from Merops nubicus (carmine bee-eater), 2351 nucleotides. It is a transcript of the gene TRPC1, whose product is annotated as transient receptor potential cation channel, subfamily C, member 1. The coding region runs from base 13 to 2211 and encodes 732 amino acids. NCBI's taxonomy places the organism in Eukaryota, Metazoa, Chordata, Aves, Coraciiformes, Meropidae. Gene Ontology annotation, molecular function: inositol 1,4,5 trisphosphate binding; store-operated calcium channel activity. Gene Ontology annotation, biological process: manganese ion transport; calcium ion transmembrane transport; regulation of cytosolic calcium ion concentration. The transcript is spliced from 12 exons. The record is from RefSeq and is a predicted model, not a curated record. Gene Ontology annotation, cellular component: cation channel complex; membrane.